AGGGCAUAGCUCGCACAAAUACGCAAACACAUUUCACAUAUACACAAGCGAAAAACGCCGAUUGGCAAACAGAUUGUGUUUACGAUGUUGUUGUUUGUGCCGUCAUUGUGUGACUGACGACGAUCAAAACUACUGUGUCUGUUCACUUGCUUUGAAUGCACAAAACUCCGAAGUGCCGCUAACUUUCUUCAUCUAAAUACAAUUUUUGUCAUUUCUUAUCGUUCACCACGAGCCAGUGAAACGUUUUUCAGCAUUUCGUAAAAUUUCUUAUUUGCACUUUGACAAAUAAUAUCCAAAAAAAUUAACCGGUGUUUUUUUUUCAUUGAAAUUUUGAAUGGGAAAAAAACUAGCAAAGUGUGUUCAACAUUAGCAUAGAAACUUUCAUCUCUGGCAUUUUUCAAGUCACCAUCGAAAAUGGUUGGAAAAAAGAAUUCAAAAGAAGAUGUCAACGACAGCUCUGAGGCUGAAUCAGUGAACUCAGGCAGCGGUAGCGGUAGCGAUGAUGAGGAGGAACAAGACUAUGUCGUUGAACGGGUCGUCGACAAAAAAGUCUCAAAAAAUGGCAAAGUACAAUAUCUGAUCAAAUGGGAAGGUUAUCGCGAAGCGGACAACACGUGGGAACCGCGCGAAAAUCUCAAUUGUGACGAAUUGAUCGAAGAAUUCGAGAGAAACCACCGUAAAAAGGAUUCCAAAGAGUCAAAAGACCGUCGCACCACCAAGGACCGGGAAAAGCCAAAAGAACGCGAAAGAGGCACCGACAAAAGUGAGCGCAGAAAGCGCGAUUCAGCCUCCGUGUCUGAAGAUAAUGAAGCAUCGGACAAAGAUAAGCGAAAAUCAUCGCAAAGUCGCAAGAACUCGCUGAUCGACGAUGAUACCACCUCAGACGAGGAAGAUAAAGAUAAAAAAGACCGUGAAGCCAAACAAAAGGAAAAAGAAGAGAAAGAGAAGCGUGAGGCCAAGCAGGAAGAGAAGGAAAAGCAUGAGGCUAAACAAAAGGAAAAGGAAUUGGAACAGCAAAAGCAAAAGGACAAUGAAACCACCGAAGAAGUGGAAAUAUCGAGUUCGUCGAGCGACGAAGAUGACGCCACAUUCAUGGAAACGGAUGAACUAACUCCGAAAUCCAGAUCGAAGCGUGCGUUGGACAAGCGAAAUGGUAAUCACGAAGGUACACCGCCGAAGCAAGCAAAACUAUCCAAUGGUCACGAAAAAUCGCCACCUGAUUCGGUACGACGUGAUAAAGUGCAUAAAAGCAGCGAAAAGAGUCGCGAAAAAAUCAAUGGCAAAACACGUGAACGAAAUAGCGAGAAAACUCGUGAAAAAAACACGAAGCAAAGCGAUGGCGAAAGUGCGGACAGCAGCGACGAACAGCCCAUGCCAAGUCAGGAGAUUGGUUUCGAUUACGGCGAUGAACCCGAACAAAUUUUAGGUGCAUCCGAUAAAGAAGGUCAAUUGGAAUUUUUGAUUAAAUGGAAGGGUUACGAUAAAGCCACUCUUGUUUUAGCCAAAGAUGCCAACACCAAGUGUCCACAAAUGGUCAUUGCAUUCUAUGAGUCACGCUUAUCGUGGAACAGUGACUACGAAUAA
This is a messenger RNA of Sitodiplosis mosellana (orange wheat blossom midge), 1584 nucleotides long. RefSeq names its product heterochromatin protein 1-like. Lineage: Eukaryota; Metazoa; Arthropoda; Insecta; Diptera; Cecidomyiidae. The record is from RefSeq and is a predicted model, not a curated record. Gene Ontology annotation, molecular function: chromatin binding. The transcript has 5 exons. The coding region runs from base 415 to 1584 and encodes 389 amino acids. Gene Ontology annotation, biological process: chromatin organization; negative regulation of transcription by RNA polymerase II. Gene Ontology annotation, cellular component: nucleus; pericentric heterochromatin.